AUGAGUAUUCACAUAACAUUAACAGUAAUAUCAUUAUUAGUCACGAAAUGUAUAUCCGAAGGAACAACUCCUGAUCAAGUUCACAUUUCAUUCACCGGAGAUAUGACAGAGAUGGCUGUAGUUUGGAAUACAUUCUCAGAAGUUUCACAAGAUGUUACCUAUGGAAAAACCGGAAGUGGUGCAACAUCAACUGCCAAAGGAUCUUCUGAAGCUUGGGUGUUCGGAGGAAUCACUAGAUAUCGGCACAAAGCAAUUAUGACCGGACUAGAGUAUUCAACAGAAUAUGAUUAUACCAUUGCAUCUAGAAAGUUCUCAUUCAAGACACUCUCAAACGAUCCACAAUCCUAUAAAGUUUGUGUAUUCGGAGAUUUGGGAUAUUGGCAUGGAAACUCAACUGAAAGCAUCAUCAAGCACGGCCUUGCUGGUGACUUUGAUUUUAUUGUUCAUCUUGGUGAUAUUGCAUAUGAUCUGCACACAAAUAAUGGGCAAGUCGGAGACAGUUACUUGAAUGUAUUUGAGCCACUUAUUUCAAAGGUUCCUUAUAUGGUAAUUGCUGGAAAUCACGAAGACGAUUAUCAAAACUUUACUAACUAUCAAAAACGAUUCUCAGUUCCGGACAAUGGUCACAACGAUAACCAGUUCUAUAGUUUUGAUCUUGGACCAGUACAUUGGGUUGGUGUGAGUACUGAAACCUAUGGAUACUAUUAUGAAUAUGGAAUGGAUCCCGUAAUGACACAAUAUGAUUGGUUGAAAAGGGAUUUGACUACAGCAAAUUCAAAUCGUGCAGCGCAUCCAUGGAUCUUUACCUUCCAACAUCGACCAUUCUACUGUAGUAAUGUGAACUCCGCUGAAUGUCAAUCGUUUGAAAAUCGAUUGGUUCGUACCGGUUGGCUGGAUAUGCCAGGAUUAGAACCACUCUUUUUACAAACUUCCGUUGAUUUUGGCUUCUGGGGGCAUGAGCACUCGUAUGAAAGAUUCUACCCAGUUGCAGAUAGAGCUUAUUGGAAUGAUCCAAAUGCUUACAUUAACCCAAAAGCUCCAGUUUAUUUGAUUAGUGGAUCAGCAGGUUGUCAUACUCCAGAUGCACUUUUCACUGAUAAACCAUGGCCAUGGAGUGCUGCAAGAAAUAAUGAUUAUGGAUGGUCUAUUGUGACAGUUGCAAAUAGAACACAUAUUAGAGUUGAACAAAUUUCAAUUGAUAAAAAUGAGCAGACUGUUGAUGACUUUUGGGUUAUUAAAGAUGAAGGCCAUAUGCAUUCUGGUGAGAUGAGAAGAGCAAAUCCAGGAGCAAAGUUUCCACUUCAAAAAUGCCAUUUCAAGGAUGUCGCCUGUAAACGAUCAUUGAAGGAAAUUAACGAAGAACUUUAAAUUUUGUAAAUAAAUUAAAAAUAAGAGCUUGUAUAAAAUAUCUCUAUUCAUUUUUAUGAUUUUCGAAAAAAAAAUAAAAGGCAGAGUAGAGUUUGUGGGAAAUAUGUAGCAAAAAAUAAAAAUAAACUUUAUCAA
Molecule: messenger RNA, 1503 nt
Organism: Caenorhabditis elegans
Lineage: Eukaryota; Metazoa; Nematoda; Chromadorea; Rhabditida; Rhabditidae
Gene: papl-1
Product: Purple acid phosphatase
Exons: 8
Coding region: 1-1368 (455 amino acids)
Molecular function (GO): metal ion binding; hydrolase activity; acid phosphatase activity
Source: RefSeq, marked reviewed